Molecule: messenger RNA, 5916 nt
Organism: Dreissena polymorpha
Lineage: Eukaryota; Metazoa; Mollusca; Bivalvia; Myida; Dreissenidae
Exons: 2
Coding region: 297-1697 (466 amino acids)
Source: RefSeq, a predicted model, not a curated record
GUUAAACCACAUGACCCAGAGCUGAAAUAUUUAAUAGUUAUGUUCGUUAUAAAACAUCACCUGUUUGUGUUGUGUAGAGUUUGUUUGAUUAAAUUACACUAUUGGGCUUAAAACUAGCCAUGACCCGGGAAUCACAUGGACUAUAACAGCAAACAAGAGCAGGCUUUAAACGAACGAUUUUGGCAUCGUCAGUGUCAAGUAUAGUAAGAAGUAAAAGAACCUGCAUCUGAAACAAAUUUCAAUAAACCAGACAGAUAUAGUAAAGUUCAUCGUUUGUUCGCCCAACAUUAACGAUAAUGUAUCGCCAGUUAUCGACUAGAAAUAACAGGUACUUUAAAGAGGAAUCUGAUGAGGAAACAGAUAAUAAAUUUGAGGAGACAAAUGAAAACACGGGCGUCUUCCAAACAAACCCAAAUAUCACAAAACUCGGCCAAGACAAAUUUAAAAUACUUAAACCAGGCGAUCAUAUAACAUGCCAUCGAUCAUAUAUAAUUUAUCAUCAUGCAAUUGUUGUAGAUGUUGACCAAGUGGGGAAUCGUCUACAGGUUAUUCAUUAUACCACCGUAAAAGGUAAGCGUAAAAAAGCCGAGAUAAAAAAAGAAUGGCUUGAUAGUGACAAGUUAGGCGGGGAUUGGUAUCGAAUUAAUUAUUCGAAAAACGUUGCAGAUAAAAAUAAGACAGAACUAGUACUGGAUAGGGCUCAUUCGAGACUCGGUGAAACAGACUAUAAGAUCUUGAAGAACAAUUGUGAAUCCUUUGCUUCAUAUUGUAAAACAGGAGUCAGUGAUUGUUUCCAGACGAAAUGGCUAAACAGAAAGGUUACAGAAGUUAGUCUCGUCAACAAUAAUAGAGUUUGUAAUGAAAUUGUUAAAAUUGUUGGUGAUGAAGUGGCAACACAGAUAACAAGUAAUAUAACAGAAGAUGUUAUUAAGAAAAGCACUGCUAAAAUGGUUUUGGCCGAAAGCAUUGAGAGAGUUGGCAAUGCUUCCAAUUUUGUUGGGGCAGGAUUAGUUGUUGGAUUGGAAACAUGUUUAAUGGCAAGAGAUAUAAGUGAGAUGUAUGAAAAAAGAAAAGAAGGUAAAAUGUCAAGAAAGGUAUUUACUGGCAUGGCAACCCAAAGGGCUACAGAGGCUGUAGGUGCGUCUGUUUGUACAGUUGGUCUAGGUUUGGGCCUCGAAGUAUUUGGUGGGUUUAUAGGAGGAUUGAUAGGAAGUGUUGUGCCAGUAAUUGGCACCGCUUUUGGUGGGGCAAUCGGGUCCUUCAUUGGAAGUAUCCUGGGUGGCGUUUUUGGCUCACUGCUUGGUCGUGCAGGCGGGUCUUUCUUUGGAAAUAUGAUAGCCAAAACAACAACGAAAUUUAUAAGAGAUGACAUCGCAGUGAAUUCAAUUGAUGAUAUCCAUUCCGGAGAUCAUAUAAUUGUAUAUGCAUCUUUUUUUCAUCGGAGAUGUCAUGCAAUCGCUGUCAACGUUCAAAAACCUAAUACGGUCCGUGUGAUAAGAAAUAAAUUUCGGAGAGGCGUUGUUGAUGAAACAGUGGAGUUUAAGAAACCAGUAUACAAAGCUUUGUACACCGAAGGUGCAACACAUAGUCCAGAUGUGGUGGUCACUAGGGCAAAAUCUAAAAUUGGUCAAAACGAGUAUUCCUUUUUCACGAAUGACUGCAAGGACUUUGCGCGAUGGUGUAAAGAGAAGAAGUAAAUACAGAUGUUAAAUGAACAAAACUGAAUACAAAUAGCGUAAAAUUAUUUUUUUCUGUUCUGUGGAAUACACUUAGAUGAACGACCGAUUUGAUUUUCAAAUGGUAAAAAAGGGAUUUGUGCCAUGAAUGUAUAAUCUGCUGCGUGAGUAAAAUACACUGCAUAUUUGUUAUAAUACUUUGAAUCUGGUGCUUUUCCUUCGAGUUUAUCUGGAUGAUAAAAUAAUAAAUUCUAUACAGUUAUUCCAAAUAUACGCAGAUGUUCCGAAGACUAAAAAAUCUGGAACCAUGCAAUCUGGAUAAGUGGACGUACUUGUUCAGCUCGUCAAGAAUCAAAAUUACGAUAUGUAUGCACUGUGCUGUUUGCCUACUUUCGGCUUUUAGUACCUAAAUCCCUUAUACAAACCUGUGUAUCUUGUCAUAAAUCUUGAGCCGAUAUAACAUUGCAUUUUACUAUGUUUUGGCAUGAAACAGGGCAAUCUUUUGCAAUCGUGGAUGCAAUUAUUGACAAUUUAGCCAUAAUGAAUGUAUGGCACCAGUGAUUUUCACCUUGAUUACAUUAAUUGCUGAUCACAAUAUUAUAGAUCACUAAGAACAAUUUAGAGCAAAUAUUCCACCAUUUUUGUUCGCUUUGAUUAAAAAACAGUAAUUGCUUUUUAGUAUUUAUUCAAUUAUUGAUUAAUGUUAACGAUGAACAUUUUAUGUUAACUAUGUUCACGUUAUCUAGUCAUAAGUGUUCAGAAGUGUCCAAUUUGUAUACAGAGACCAGUAAUUGCUGUUUCAAAAACCAUCUUAAAACAGUUUCGUGUUUAAACAUGUUUAACAGUAUGCUUACUCGUUCCUUAGUUUUAAAUUUAUCUUUCGUUUGAGACGUAACAUAUUGGACACAAUAAUAAAAAACAGUUAUGCAAUUACUUCUUUCCUUAUUUGUCUCAAAGCGAUUUAUGAAAAAUGGUAUAUUCUUUUAAAACAAUAAUUGCAUAAACAUGCAAAAGGGACAUAAAGGCCCCAACGUGAUCAGGUUAGCUCAAAGUUCACACGUUGUUGAAGACUUGACCUUGUUACUUAGUUUUUGACACCUCUUUACCCAGGUUUGAACAAAUCAUUGAUAUUGUCAAAACAAUCAUUUUGACCAUGGUUAAUCAAUUAUGAGUCUUAAAUGCGGCUUCUAGAUUGAUUUACAGUGUUUGUUUUAAGAACUUAUUUUGGGACAUACGUGAUAUAGAUUUUAAUUCGUCCUAAAUAUUAUAAAGAAACAUUUUGACCAAGUUGUAUGAAGAUUGAGUAAUAAAUGUGUCUUCAAGAGUGCAAGGUUAAAAUAUUAAUUAGAUCGGGAAACCUCCUUUUCUUAGAAACACGUAAUCAUGUUUUGAACAUGGCCAUGAUAUUGUGAAGAUAAAUAUUCUUACCAAUUUUCCUCAAGAUUUUGUCAUAAAUGGUAGCAUGGUUUUUCUAAAAUUUGACCAGGUGAUCUUGUUUUUGGACAAACGUGAACCAGACUCAAAAAAUGGCCUAGAUAUUUAACGAUUAUUCUGACCAAAUUUUCACCUGUUACUUAAGUUGUGGAUGCACAUGACUCAGAUUCGAAAUGUCAAGAUAAACAUUCUGAUCAAUGUCCAUCAAAAUUGUGUCAUUCAUAUACCUUCUAAUAUGGUUACAAAGUUUUAUUCGAUUCAAGCUAGUGACAUAGUUUAGGCAACGCGUGCUAGUGACAUAGUUUAGGCAACGCUUGACCCAGAUAUGAUUCCGGCAUAGAAAAUUGUAUUUUCUUUAAAUAUGACAUGUGCACAUUCGAACAUACGAAAUUAAACUAAUCUUAUUUGUAUAACAAACCUAACAUUUCUAUCUGCUCUGUGUAUUUUAUUUUGCUUGUUGCAUAUGCCUAUUUGAAUCCUAAAUCUUUUAUAUGAAACUCUUAAGCGACAUAAUGAUAUUUUUGACGAUAUCGAGAUAGCACUGGAUUAAAUAAUGGGUAUGUAUUCGCUCAUGGAAAAUGAUUUAUCAAUCGAGAAAAUUCAGAAUAAAUCAGUCAUUAAAUCUUGUUUAACUUGUAAACAAGGGACAACAUUGUCACAAAACCAGGUUUUCAAUUAGAAAAAUAGUCUGAUAAUGGGAGACAACUCAAACUGAACCGAUUGUUUAUAAUUAACCCCCUUUGUUUCAAAAUAAAUCUAUUUUUAGUCGUCGCGACCUUAACCUUGGAGAUAUUGACGUAAUUCUUUCGUGCGAUACACUGUCCAAUGAUGGUGAACAAAUGUGCCAAAUGAUUUUAAAAUCUCACAAUGAAUGACAUAGUUAUGGCCCGGACAAGCUCAUUUAUGGCCUUUUUUGACCUUUGAACUCAAAGUGUGACCUUAACCUUGCAGAUAUCAACGUAAUUCUUUCGCGCGACACACCGUCUAAUGAUGAUGAACCAAUGUGCAAAAUGAUUUUAAAAUCUCACAAUGAACGACAAAGUUAUGGCCCGGACAAGCUUGUUCCGCCAAUUUACCUUGCAUAAACACUUUUGUUUUGUUCGCAUGCUGUAUUUUACUCUGUUUGUAUGCAGAUGGAAUGUAUUGUGUACAGGUUUUGUGUAAGUGUAGAUAUUUUUCCAGUAGAAACACUGUGUGUAUUUGUUAUCAUAUUUAAAUGCAUUGGAUAAUAAUUUUGCAGUACCAAACUUUCUUUUACCAAAUGACUAGUGAUCUGAACAUUGUCUAUUUAAACUGCAGAGUAUUAAAUGUGAAAUUUAAGAGGCUUAAGGAUGUUAAUUACUUAAAAGAAUUAUAUGCGAAUAUAUCUAUUUUCUCCAGGACACAAAUUUCACACCUGAUAUGUACAGUACCAUUUAUUCAGAAUGGGGAUCUGAAUGUUUUUUUUCUAGGGGAACAUGUAUUUUCAUUUCUAAUAGCACAGACUAUAAAAUACACAAGUCUGUUUCGAAUGGUAUUUUUCUUGCCUUUUACAUUUCUGUAAAUGGAUAUCGCGUUUCGAUUCUUACUUUUUAUGGACCAAAUACUGACUAACCGUUCUUUUUUACAGAUAUCUUUGAAGUUAUUGAUAGAGUUUUAAAUAAGUCUUUUAUUAUGAGUUGUGAGCUUAACUUAGUUAUAGAUCCUGUAAUAGAUUACUUUAAUUUUUAACAGAUUAUUAACCCUUAGGGUCGAAAUAAAAUGUUAAAAAUUAAUUAAAUGCUACAAUCUUGUAGAUCCCUUUCGACAACAAAACCAGUGAAAAAAUAUUUACUCUGCGUAAAACAAAUCCAAAACAGCAGGUUAGGCUGGGUCUAUUUUUAAUCACGUCAUAUUUUUGCAACAAUUUAAAUCAACUAAAAUUAAACCUUAAAGUCUUCAAUCUGAUCCCUUUAUCAUUACUUAAAAAUUAACUUUCAUAAUUUUUUUCUCAUAAACCUGGUCUUUGGAAAUAUUGUAUAAGUGCAGGAAAGCAUCAACAAACAAAUUGAUGAUAUUAAACUUCAAUAUGCUAUUCCGAUUUUCAACUAUCAAAAUAUGAAAGAAAAUCCUGACAGCGAAUUACAGUUUACACUAAAUGAUAAGCAGUUUUGUUAAGAAAUUCUGCUGAUGGAAUUAAGGGGCAAAACUAUUUCCUAUGGGUUUUAUAUAAAAAAGGAAGCAAAACACACAGAAAUCAAGUUGAAAUGAAUAAGAAAGUUACAAUCAGAAAUAAAUAAUAUUCAGAGCGCAACUCUGAAAGGAAGUAUGAUCAGAUCAAACUUAAAGUGGACCUUACAAAGUGAAAAGCCAUUUAAAUGUUCCUGCAGCCUAGAAAAAACAUUGCAAUAGCCAAAACAAUAUAUAAAUUACACAAGACUAUUGCCAAGAAAUAUAUAUCCCCUACCGGCUCCACCAUUGUCGGAAUUUCUUUUGGUUGCCAUAUGGUAUCUUCAACAUUGAAAAAAUUAUGGCCAAUGUCAAAGUUUUCGGACGGACGGACAGACGUCAUAUAUUUGACAUUUGACCUCAAAGGAUGACCUUUACCUUUCACCACUCAAAAUGUGCACCUCUACGAGAUGCACAUGCAUGCCAAAAAUCAAGUUGCUAUGUUCAGUAUUGAAAAAGUUAUGGCCAUUAAAGUUUUCGGACGGACGGACAGACUAACGCAAAUUGAAAAGACUGUAAUUGUGAAAACACUUAUUGUGUAAUUUUUCAAUAUCUUGUUCAUUGUAUUGCCUAACGCACCCGAUACCAUUCUAAACUAAAAAAAAACUUCUAUUCUCAA